AGCGCAAACGUAGUUUACAGCCCCGCAGAGAGAGAAGCGGGUAUAACAGGAGAUGCACGGUGGUGAACUGUUGUAUAGUGUUUAUUUCUUGUGGGUCCAUUCAUGUCCGAAAGAAAGCGUACCGUGAAAACUGGGGACUGUAAUCCGCUUUUCCUAUUCCUUUCGUAGUGAGGUUUGAGGAAAACGUCUGCAUCCGUUGAAACAAGGAAACUACAAAGACAUACCCAUUAUGAUGUGUUGAACUGUCAAGUCUGCUACACAAGCAUCACACUACAGUGCUUGAGCUGUACCAGUGGAGAAAUUGUCCAGCAUCAUUUCACAGAAUGAACUCGAGCAAGGUGUCAGAUUGAAAGCAGGGGAUCCUAAAUACCUCUCUUCAUCCAAAAGGCAGGGAUCUGUAUGAUGCGUUUUAUGCAAUGGCAAGUGACUCCCUUGAAGGCUUUCAUGAAGUUAACCUGGCUUCCCCCACCACCCCAGACCUGCGCACAGAGUCCGAGGCUCGGCACCUCAAGCAGCCCGGCGCCGUGUCGAUCUUGUACCGCACUCACCCGUCUGUGAGCUCCAGCCCUGGCCCGCCCAACAGCCUGGACGCAGCGCAGCUGCCCACCCAGCCCGUGUACUCCACACCCAGGCACCUGAGCAUCGAUGAGGCCUCCAACAGCAGUGUCCUGGCAGCGGAUGUACAGAUCGCUGUGCCCUGCUCUUCCUCUGGCUCCCGGCAUCACGCCUCCCAGAACGAGCCCGCGCGCCUGGAGGCAGAGUUCCUCGAUGGUGGCGUGGGAGAUCGCAGGGGUGAGGAGAGCGGGGAUGUCUUUGGGCUGAGCACAGACAGCCUGUCUCACCUGAGGAGCCCCUCUGUUAUGGAAGUAAGAGAAAAAGGUUAUGAGAGAUUGAAGGAGGAGCUUACUAAAGCACAAAGGGACCUUAAGUUAAAAGACGAAGAAUGUGAAAGACUAUCUAAAGUAAGGGACCAACUUGGGCAAGAACUGGAAGAGCUCACAGCUAGCCUGUUUGAGGAAGCCCACAAGAUGGUGCGAGAAGCGAACGUCAAGCAGGCCACUGCGGAGAAGCAGUUAAAGGAAGCACAGGGGAAGAUUGAUGUUCUGCAGGCUGAAGUAGCUGCUUUGAAAACACUGGUCCUCUCCACUUCCCCUACCUCUCCCUGUAAAGACCUCCCGCCCGGUGGAAAGACUCAGUUUAAGAAAGGGCACGCUCGGAACAAGAGCACCAGCAGCGCCAUGCUGGGCAGCCAGCAGGAAAUGAGCUUGAUGCAGCCCAUCGUGAGGGACUGCAGAGAGGUGGAUUUGCUGCUUUUCAGUGAAUUUAAAGCGUGGAGAGAGGAGCCCACUUUAGAAAGAACAUGCUCCUUUUUAGAACGAAUCUAUAAAGAAGAUAUUUACCCCUGUUUAACCUUCUCAAAAAGUGAGCUAGCGUCUGCGAUCCUGGAGGCUGUAGAGAACAACACUCUGAGUGUGGAGCCUGUGGGGUUCCAGUCCCUACCCGUCGUCAAGGCUGCGGCAGUGGAGUGCGGAGGACCAAAAGAGAAUACAAGUCCAAUACUCCUAACACAGGGCCUGCUCCACAUGUCCGUUUCCAUGUCAGCACUGCAGCCUGUUUUCACGUCGCCUCUCUUGUUCCAGCUCUCUUCAGGAAAGUGUGCACUCAGCGGUCAGACCAAAAUGUGUAAACACAGGAUCAAGUUUGGAGAUUCCAGCAACUAUUACUACGUGUCUCCCUUUUGUAGAUAUAGGAUCACUUCAGUGUGCAACUUCUUUACUUACAUCCGCUACAUCUAUCAAGGACUGGUGAAACAGGAUGCUGAACAGAUGUUUUGGGAAGUAAUGCAGCUCAGGAAGGAAAUGUCUUUUGCAAAACUUGGAUAUUACAAAGAGGAGCUGUGACAGAACCUGCAUUUCCCUGAGAGAGAGAGGUUCUGACACUGCAGAGAAUCACUUCUGUGUCAUAUUUAUUAGGACAGAACGGGCCCAGAACCCCCUCCCCCUCCCCAUCCUUCUUCUUCCUCUUCCUCUGAACUUGCUCCCCGACCCCCUUGAAUAACUUCAGCUUGCUUGUGUACUGUAUGUUGAAAUCAAAUGUGUUGAUCACUUUAAAAGAACCCCACAGUAUGCAUAAUUCAAAAGCAAGGAAGAAACAGCUGCUGAAAUAAAUAUUGAUUUGAAUUUUGAUGCCAGAACAUUUUUUUUUUUGUUUGUUUGUUUUUCGGGGGUGGGGGGGUUACUGUCACAUAUUUACAAGGUGUUUUGAAAUUGUACAUUUGAAUCUGAAGUGAGCCUUUUCCAAAUUGAAAAUGUGGUUUUAUCCUCUGUGAAUGGUGGUGACAUCAUAGGUUCCUAGUUUCUUGUAUCCAGCGUAGUGACCUCCCUGUCAGUGAAAGUAUACAGUAUGUAUGUAUGUAUGAGUAUCACUGUACGAGUUUCUGCACUGGAAUCACAAAGGCUUUCCAUGAUUUUAUUUAGUGCCUUUCUGGAAUCUAUUGAAUAAAAAUGUAUACCUCGUAA
Polyodon spathula (Mississippi paddlefish) is the source of this 2519-nucleotide messenger RNA. Its product is annotated as rab-3A-interacting protein-like. The transcript has 14 exons. Gene Ontology annotation, molecular function: guanyl-nucleotide exchange factor activity. Gene Ontology annotation, biological process: exocytosis. Bases 417 to 1901 code for a protein of 494 amino acids. The record is from RefSeq and is a predicted model, not a curated record. Gene Ontology annotation, cellular component: Golgi to plasma membrane transport vesicle. NCBI's taxonomy places the organism in Eukaryota, Metazoa, Chordata, Actinopteri, Acipenseriformes, Polyodontidae.